This is a messenger RNA of Neopsephotus bourkii (Bourke's parrot), 3802 nucleotides long. It is a transcript of the gene CD99L2, whose product is annotated as CD99 molecule like 2. Bases 37 to 819 code for a protein of 260 amino acids. The record is from RefSeq and is a predicted model, not a curated record. Lineage: Eukaryota; Metazoa; Chordata; Aves; Psittaciformes; Psittacidae. The transcript has 12 exons.
UGGCAGCCCGCGGCAGACUCGCAGCCCCACCGCGACAUGGCCGGCUGCCGCCUCCUGGGGCUGCUCCUCGCCUUCGCCGCGCUGCUGGGCGCAGGUCAUGGGGACAAGCUGGAUGACUUUGACCUAGAAGAUGCCCUGUAUGACCACACCACCAAGCGACCGACUCCCAUGGGCCCCAGGAAGCCGGCAGGUGAUACAGCAGGCUUUGAUUUGGCUGAUUACUUUGACACCAUUCCGGAGACUACCACCAAACCAGCCAAGCCGACUCCAAAGCCUUUCCCCAGGCCAGGAAAGCCAGACAACAGCUUUUGGGAUGUCAUCCGCACCACAACCAAGCAGCCAAAAACUACGAGGCCCCCCCCCAAACAUAACCCAGCAAAGAAUCCUAUGGAUUUUGACUUGGCUGAUGCCCUUGAUGAUAAGAACGAUGGGAAAGAUGCUGGGAGGCCGAACAUAAGGCCAGAUGAAGGGUUUUCAGACGAUGACCUGGCCAGCAUUGUGGAUGGCGGCUACAGCCCGGACAAGAAGAAAGGUAGCGGGGGCAAAACCGACAACGACUACAGUGGAAGCGCAGUGACAGAUACAGGGACAAUUGCUGGCAUUGCCAGCGGCCUGGCCAUGGCGCUCGUCGGGGCUGUCACCAGCUACAUCUCCUACCAGCAGAAGAAGUUCUGCUUCAGCAUCCAGCAGGGACUUAACUCGGAGUAUGUGAAAGGAGAAAACAUGGAAGCUGUUGUAAGCGAGGAACCCCAAGUCAAAUAUUCAGUCCUGCAAACGCAGUCAGCAGAACCACCGAAACAGGACAGUGCGAAGAUGUGAAGCAUGACCCAGGGCUAGAAAAGAAGCAGUCAGCAGCAAAUGGAGAUCUUACAUGUUUGUAAUUUAGCAUUUUAUUUAAUUUGACUCCAAAGCUAUUUAAUGUGUACUUAGGCUUGAACUGGCUUCUUAUUGCUCUAGGCUUUAGGGUUAGAGUGGUUGUGUGUGUUUAUUUUUUGUAAAGAAGUACGUGUUUACAUCAAAGUAAAUGGUGGGUUUGAUGUCCAGGUGAAUGCAAACCAGCAGAAGGUGCUCCAGCAGUGGCCAAUUUUAAAUGAACGGACAAGGUCUUUUCCAAGGAGCAGAGGAGCUUACAGGUGGGAGGCCAGUAAAGUGCCUGUGAAUAGCAAUCCAAAGGAAAUGAGUCAAAGUCUUUGUAAAGCACCUCCAGCCAAAUUCUGCUAUCAGCUAUGGGCAUGUUUCUUCCAGCUGCACAUUUCCUAAGGGUAGACUGUGGUCCUUAGUAUAGCUACAUCUAAAAAUGAAGUGCCUAUGGGUAGGUCCUCAGGUGAGGCCUCAGGCUGAGGCAGGUGACUGCCUGCUCCCAAGCCAGGAGUGGAGGAUGCUGUUCCACCACCCAGCACUGGGCUUCUAACCAAAUAAAAGGAACUGAUUUUCACACCAAGUCAUAAAUACAGCAGUGAGUGCUCACUUACAGCAAAUACCAUUGGAAUAUUUGACUAUGUUAGAGAUCAGAAUGGAGCUGAAGGUGCCAAGCAAUAUAGUUUGUCUGUGCGACGUGUCUACAUUGUCUCCAAAAUGGAAAAUGUGUGCGUUUGGAUGCUUUCACGAACAGGUUCAGACCUCACUAGAACAAAUGACAGAUUUAACCCCACAGAAAAUAAAUAAACAGAUUAGGUAUCUGUUAAGACCUGUGUGCUUGCUACCACAGAAAUCAAGCUUAGCAAGAUGCAGUCCCCCCAACCUUCUCCUGUUAUCAACAACUGUUGAGAGCACUCCGUGGCACCCAAAGCAGAAAAAGGACCUAAAGCGUUGUGUCACCAGCUACCCUUUAGAAAAGGCAGAAUCUCCUGAGAGGAUGGGUGCUCCCUCCAUCACUGUCCUGCAUGGGGCUCCUGCAGCUCUCUGGGAAGCAUUGGGUUGCGAGCAGCGCUCAGCAGGACACUGGGCUGCCAAGAGCACCCCAACCCCGUCUGCGUGCUCACACAACGUGGAACCAAUACAAAGACCUUUGCUAUCUUGCAAGAAUUUGGGUCUGUUUCUGAUCCUUCCCCUUGCCCUGCUAAAAUGUGGAUACUGCCACUUCUUGACACAUUUAUCCAAAGCAAUGAUUGUUUAAAAAGCAUGCUUCAAGUGAAGACAAAUUCACUGUACGUAGUGUAAGAGGUACUUACUAUUUGUAUAUAAACCUGAAAUGUGUGCAUUUUGUACUGUUCUGCCAGUCCCAUACUUUGUGAAUGUGUAUUAAACAAAAAGCCUUCUGGUUUGAUGUAGAAAUUCACAUCUUUCAGGUAGACACGACUUACUUACAGAAGGUCUUGGCAGGAGGUGGAUCAGCCUAGGAGCACUGCUGCCUAACAGCCCCAUUUGGAGGGAAAUUGCCUAGUAACAUGGUUAAGUAUUUUGCAAUAGCUGCACAACAAUUCUUUCUGCUCUUUUUAACACUUGCAUUUUUAAAGCCUUACACUAGCUCUAGCAGAACAACUGCAGUGUUUUAUAAGGGAGACAAUUCUAGUGUUGUGGUGUCUCAUGUAUUCAGACACUUGGGCUGCAACAGCACUGCUGUGAACUAUGGCUGCUUUGUUUUGAGUGUGUUUGGAUUAGAAAACAAAACUACUUCAUGAUGGCCUGCUCAGGGAGUGGAAGCAGAGGAAAUAGAGAAGAGAUGUGCUCCGUGUUUGCUUACUCCCAGAGGAUCUUCAUGGAGGAAGCGUGGUCUGCAGGACUGGGAUCAUCACAUGCAGGAGCUGAUGCUGAUGAAGCCACACAGCUGUUUGUGCAUCGCCAUUCCCAAGCACCAUCGCCUGUUUUUCUUUCUUAGCCAAGCACAUUUGACAGCUGUAGCAUGAAAAAGGUUUUUAGAAAGUUACUGUAGAUGAAGUGUCACAACUUGGCAUCGAGGAUCACUCAAAACAGUUGUCCUAGGUUAGAUCAAGUGACUAUAACUUCCUUUCUCCUUUUGCAGAUGACCGGUGUGUUGUCCUGUAGAUGCAGAUCAUGGGGUUUAUUGCAUUUCUAUUACUGUGCCCUCCCUGUUUGUCUAGUGGACAGUGCAAUCGAGUGUCCCAACAUUCCUUACAGCAUAUAGCACCCACCCAUCCUUUUGGAAGCUCUAGAACACUAGGACAUUGGAGCAGCAUGUGUCCAAUUCACAAAUACUGCAGUUUAGAGAAGAAAAAAAAAAGCCUAAUAAAAAGCUGUUUCACUGAAAAAACAACCCCAACAGAUUUUAGAACUAUGAAGCUGCUCCUUCCCCAAGGCCUUUUCUGUGAAUACAUACAGCUUUGUGUGAUUUCCAGGUAUGCAGAAAACCGUAAAUGCACAGUGACAGAGCACAAAGUCACAGUAGCAGAAUUCCAGGUCUCUUUCUCUGGGAUUUAAAAUAGGAAAAUAUUGGCAAAUACCACAAUAAAGAAAUUAAACUUGGUCUUCAGAACUAGAGGAAAGUCAAAGUCUUAGGAUGCCAAGUGUUAGCGAAGGCUCACACUGGUUCUUAUUGCAGUCUGCCUCCAUGCGAACUGUCAGUCACUGAGAUACAGGGUGUUUUAAAACACAUCAUCUGUAUUUUAAGCAUUGUAACAACUGAGAGGAUUCCUGUGUAUUUCCCUAGUAGUGAUCCAAGUUGGGAAAUAAGUGACCAAGCACUGACCUCUCUAACUGCUUCCACUUAACUGGUAUCCUUUCUAAAUCUGGAUAGGGAAUUUUUGCAAAUCCUGCCCUUAGGUUCUGUAUAUGUGAUAGGAACUUUCUCAUCCUUUGUUAAAAAAAGGCCAUAAAACACUGGAAAAGUGGUUUGUUGGUUGGA